ACCGGUCGCGAUCGGUAACCAUUUUUUUCCCUCGUUUUCCCGGCUUUCAUUCCACCAGUCUGUUUUGUGUACCACUUUUUCAUCCCUCACUUCGCUUCGCGGCUUCUUGGAUACCGUCGCUGGAGGAGUCUGUAUUGAGGGCUGUUGGGGGUGUGCUGUGUAUUUUUUUUUGGAAGGAAACCUCUCAAAAGCUGUUCGCUACGAAUGCGUUGAUUGUGGGUGGGGAAGCAAAAUCGUGCAAGUGUGUUACAAUAAAAUCCAGGUGAAAAGGGAGAAAAAUAACGGAAUUACUUCACCACUGGAGGGGGUGGCGAAACCAUGAUUUGGAAAUGAAUGAAUUGGAAUUUUGAAUACAGGAUUCAGGAUUCAGGCGCAUUCCUUAAGUUUGUUACUGAGUUCUUCAAUUGACGUCCAAUGCGUGGAGUAUUAAUUGGUGUUCACAGCAGAGCUGCAGUGUAUUUUACGAUUGGCACGGGUAUGACGUUGCAGAGUUGAGUUGCAUUUGCAGUAAGCGUGAAUCGCAGUCAAUGCAGACAAUGAGUGUUUGUAUGCAAGACAUUGAAUUGUAGUGCCGUGGAUAGUUUGCGAGCGAUUAGUUCGCGAUAGCGUGUAAACAAAAGUGCAUUUGUGGGAGUGUGCAUCGCAUGCAUCUCGUGCUCGGCGUGAAUGCAGUUGUUAUGACUCCGACGGAUGUUGCUUGUCGUGAAUCGUCGUCGAUGACAUUACGAGUGUGUACUCGUAAUUGUUGACGACAUUUUCCAGCUCGACUCUGUAUGUGUGCCAAGUCCGGAACCAUGAUGGCGGAAAAUAUUGUGUAAUUCCUAAAACGAUGUACGGCGUUCGUCUCCAGAAAGUUGCGAAAUGUGCCGUCAAUUUGUACGUGUAUAGUUCCUGAGUAUAGACCAAGUGCUCAUCGUAAUGUUGAUGCUGAUUGAAGAAUCGCUGGAUGGUAAAUUGUGUGAAUGGUAAGCGUGAAAAGGGCUAGCCAUAGAUCUUUGGUUUCGGGAAACGAAAAAUCUCUUGAUGAGGUGGCAUUGUGGAAACCGGGAGUCAUUGAUGUGCAGGGAUUCGCCGCGAGCAUAAGCAAAUAAUUAAGUUAAUAAGUGAAAACAUAUGUUUCAAAUGUUUGGGUAAUUGUGACUAAAAUAACGAGCCGUUGAGUGAAAUCAUGAUCAAGUGAAUUAGAUUGUUUUUAUUAACUGGUAAUUAGAUCAUCGAGUGUUGUAGAAUAUGCUGAAUAUCAAUGUCCUGACGCAGGAAUUCACUUGGCGAGACGGAACAAUACGAUUCUCAAUUUGAUAAGAACUGUUGAAUGACGGCAUUUUCCGGUAGCAUAACAACCAAGGUGAUAUGAUUCGUAGCUGAAAAGGCCCCUGAAUAUAACGGUCGCAUUUGAAGAUUUAUUCCAAUAGUCAUAAGGAUAUGAAAAAAACGUAGAGAAAUAGAUUUGAAAAUUUUGAUUGAUCGGUAGAGGAAACUGAAUGUGAUAUCUAUUAGCUUUCAAUAUAUACAAAAUAAUAUGUACAAUUAAGAAACAUAUUUUACGGUUAAGAAAAGAGAGAUUUUGAAACACCUACCAUAAUGGAGGAGGAUCCAGAUGAUAAGGAUGAUACUAAAAGAAAAUCCCGCAAUCUCAGCGAGAAGAAACGAAGGGACCAAUUCAACCUGUUGGUCAACGAGCUGAGUUCGAUGGUGUCUUCCAACAGCCGGAAAAUGGACAAAAGUACCGUGCUCAAGUCUACGAUUGCGUUCCUCAAGAGUCACAACGAGAUCGCGGUUAGAUCCCGGGUGCACGAGAUCCAAACCGAUUGGAAACCGUCCUUUCUGUCCAACGAGGAGUUCACCCAUCUGAUUCUGGAAGCACUGGAUGGAUUUAUUAUUGUGUUUUCCUCGACGGGGCGGGUGUUCUACGCCUCGGAGAGCAUAACUUCGCUGUUGGGUCAUUUACCUAGUGACUUGCUCAACAUGACGGUGUACGAUAUGGUAUACGAGGAUGAUCAGAAUGAUCUAUAUAACAUUCUACUCAAUCCGACUACUGUGGUGGACCCGGUGCACACUGGAAUCGAUCGGGACCAGAUAACCUUUUCAUGUUAUAUCAAGCGAGGCACGGCGGACUAUCGUUCCGAGAUAUCCUAUGAGUUGGUACAAUUUAAUGGUUAUUUUAGGAGUGACGUGGAUGCUGAUUCCCUGAUGACAACAUCGAGGUUCAGUGGACACAUUACCGAUGUCGAUACGAGGCUUAUUUUCGUUGGGACUGGAAGACUGCGGACACCACAACUGAUCCGUGAGAUGUCGAUUGUGGACAGCUCGAAGAGUGAGUUCACUUCGAAACACAGCCUUGAAUGGAAGUUCCUAUUUUUGGACCACCGAGCGCCACCCAUUAUUGGAUACCUCCCGUUUGAAGUGCUCGGAACCUCCGGAUAUGAUUACUAUCAUUUCGAUGACUUGGAGAAGGUGGUCGGCUGCCUGGAAGUUUUGCUUCAACGGGGAGAAGGUACCUCCUGCUACUACCGGUUUCUGACGAAAGGGCAGCAGUGGAUAUGGCUGCAGACAAUGUUCUACAUCACCUAUCAUCAGUGGAAUACAAAACCGGAGUUCGUGGUGUGCACACACCGGGUGGUAAGCUAUGCAGACGUCAUGAAACAAAUACGGAAUCAGUCUGGUGGAGAGAGCAAGUUCUCUGAUGAUGCUGACAGUGUAAGCGUGGGUGUGGAAAGGAAAUUCCAACCGAGCUCACGCCAAAGUUUACUGGCUACUUCUUCUUGGAGUUCUAAGAGUUCGCGAACGUCGCGAUUAGCACCGACACCAGCGGUUUCACCAACGGGUACAUCAUCCCGUGGAAGGAGUCGCAACUACUCCUGUCACGGACCGGGCUCCGAUUCGGCGACUUCAGUUUCGGCCGAAUCGCACGCAAGCCGGCAGUCUAUGAUGACACAUCGUAGUUCAAAAUUCAGAUCUCGCUCCACUACUUAUCACUCGAAGACGUCAUCGGAAGACAGACAACCCAAAGAGACACACUUUGUCAUCCAGAAUCCUCACCCUCCACCACCGGAAGACUCAUAUCAGCAAAUCAAGUCUUCCCCACAAGAUCACCAGCAGCCGCAUCAGCUUCAUCUCACGCCAACGACAACGAUAGCAACACCGCCAGUGUCACAAAUCCUCGGCUCGGCUGGAUUCAUAGAGCCUCAGCAAAGCUUGGCAGCCUUACCGAUCCAACCAGGUGCUGGAUUCCCGCCAGAGAGUAUAGCUGGCGUGAUAUCACCACUUCAACCGAAGUCUCCAGGUCCAGCAUUUGCAGCGCAUACGAACGACGCAACCGAUGCCGGUGGUGUUGUCCUAACACCUGCUCAAAAUCAAGUUCAGGAUCAGCUCCAGCGAAAGCACGAGGAACUACAGCAUCUGAUAAUGCAGCAGCAAGAGGAACUGCGAAGAGUACAGGAGCAGCUGUUGAUGGCUCGUUAUGGGCUGCUACCAUCGAUAGUGACCGUUCCAUUCACGAGCGCUUCAAGUAGUACUAACGAUAUCAACGGGAAAUAUAGUAACAGUGCGGCAUACCUUCAGCAUCACCACCAGUCAGCCCAUAGCAGUCAUCAGUACCAAAUGCAACCUAGUCUAACUAAUCAACCCCCGAGUUUACUGCAUACCCCUCAGCAACAGCAAAUGUGUUUGACUCCGGAUCAGAAACCAAUCUUUCACCCAAACCAGCAGCUGGAUUUCACUGACACUGGUCAACCCAAAUUGCCGGGUGAUCCCGGUGGCGAAAUGAUCUUCUACAUGCAGCUAGCUCCUGUUCCCCUCCAUCACCUGCAGCAGCAACCUCAAUCCUCGCAUUCACAACAAUCGCAGCAGUCUCAUCCAACCCAGCAACCGCAUCAACAGCACUCGCAAAUGAUGAUGGACUCGUUACCGUCCGAUAGCUCGGAGCCCAACCGUGACGGAGGAUCCAGUGGCCACAACAUGGAACUGCUGCAGUAUCAGAUGGGUCAGAAGCAAGCGCAGACUUUGUUCACCUCGGGUAUGGAGCAGCAGCACCAGCAGGAACAGGAUCGCCAACAGCACCACCCACACCAAACGCAUCAUCAACAACAACAACAACAACAACAACAACAACACCAUCAUCAUCAUCAUCAUCAUCAAUCUGCGCACCAACAUCAUCCUCACCCGUAUCACCACCACCAUCAUCAUCAGCAACAGAGCCAGCAUCAGCAGCCGCAGACGCAUCAUCGGCAGAGUUUGUCGAUUCCCUCGUCCAAGGGAUCAUCAACGUCGCAUUCGAGGAGUGAUAUGUAGAUGGUAUGAGUUGGGAAGUAAGAUUGUGUGAACUCGCGUCAUGAUUUUAGAAGUGGAUCUUCUUGUGGGAUCCAAUGCUUUGAUUGAGCAGAUAGCUAUGAUUGAAUGUAUGACAAGUUCUGGACCUAAAGGAUCUCUACGAUAAAUUUUCAGACAAGGUAUUAUUUACGAUUACGAUGUGGGUUGGAUGCCAUGAUCAGAACAAUGCCAAGUAUGAUCUUUGCCGUUGAUUGUUGGACUUCAUUGAUUUUGGAAAACCUUAUAAGUCAAAAUUAACGUUCAAUACUUUGCCAUGGAAUAAACUUCUUACAUGGGAGCUUCUCAUAAAAUAAAGUAAGAAUGUCUUCUUUCAACCCCAGUAUAGACAUGAUUCUUCGUUAUAGGUGCUUGGAAAGGCCACCGCAACCUUCUCAUUUUUGCGGUAAGUACGUAAGUAAAGUGAAAAACAACAAAAACAGAACAUGCUGGAAAAAUGGAAAGACUUCGAGUGCUUAUAACUCGAACAUUUCUCAACAGAUCGGAACGACGUUUGCAUCAAUUGAUAGGAAAUAUCUCUACGCAUCUAUCACAAUGAAUAAAAUAUUAUUUUUCAUGCGAUACACAAUUGAACGACUGUGAAAUGUUAAGCGUUAUCUAAACGCUCUUCCUGCCAAGUUUUGAUUGGUCUGAUUCACGGUUUCCCCAACACAGACUUCAAAAUCGAUGUACCUGAGGAAUCCGCUUUGCAAAUACAUAGUUAGAGCCCCCGCAGACUGCAGAUUUGUUGUCGGCCGAUAGUUUGGUUGCCCUCUUAGUCUGUACGAAAAGGUAUGCAUAUGUGCACAUUUAUAUUUUUUUAUAUUUAUAUACAAAUUAUAUCUUUGGAAAAUUGGCAAUAAUCGGUGCAGCCGGGAGUUGGAGCCAUGCUGCAGCCAUGGAUCGGGUUUAUUGGCGAAAAGUAGUGAAUCAGAUCCAAUCUCUCAACGGGAUGUUGAAUCAUAGCUCAUUAGUAUUUUAGUUGUAACAGAGCCGGGUUUCGCCGUGUACAUGUUACACGUUUUUAUGGCUUCUAUAAAGUGUACAUCACAAAGCAGUAGCCGUUUAGCAGACCGGACAGCUGAGACAGUUGAUAUUGAUAAUUGUUGGGUUAUUAAUAGCACAACAGGGCCCUGAGUUCACGAUCUACUAGCGAACGCGAAAUCAAUGUGGCUACGAAGACCCUACCCCACCAGUACAAUUAUUUCAACAAUUUGAAUUUUCCACUCACCAAUGUAUUUACUCUUCCGUACCUAAUAUCGCUUAUCUGUUAACUCACAAACCGAAAAUAACCAUCGGCGAUUUGAAUUUUGAUAUUAAAUCACGCAAAAUGCUUAAUAUCGAAGCCACUUAAAUUAGUUCCACACGCGGAAUCAUGUAUGAUUUUCGGUUUAUAUUUCCCUUUUCCACUUUUGAUCAAUAUGCAGUAUCAUAGGUUGGUUUAAAUAUUAGAAUAACAUAUAGAAGGUGUUCUCAUUAACAGAAAUCUGAAAUUCAAAACGUAACUAUACAAAUCAACCACCUGUCCAAAUUACCCCCAGCUGUUCGUAUUACCCGCAGUUCCCCUACAUCGAUUUAGUUGAGUCGGUGUUUGCACUAGCAGCCCAACCCGACCAAAUUAUCGGCCGAUUAAAAAUCUGCAGGACCUGCAACACGUGCUCCCUUGGCCGAGUGGUUAGCGUCAUAACUAACAUGCCGGGUGCUCGGGUUCGAUUCCCGUUCUGGUCGGGGGAAUUUUUCGUCAAAGAAAUUUCCUCCGACUUGCACUGUGAUCACGCGUAUUCUAGAGCUUGCCACUCAGAAUGCAUUCAAGGCGUGUUAUUUGGCAUAGAAAUCUCAACUAAGUACUAAUCAAAAUGACGCAAGUAAUACUACGUUGACACGGCGAAGUUCCUCUAGGAACGUUAGUGCCAUUGAAGAAGAAGAAGAAGAAGAAGGGCCUGCGACACGGUUAGUCCGUGGUCUGCGAUAUAUCCACAAAACUGAGAAGAAGGCUGGUUCCAAGAACAAUGUUUAUGCCGAGAAUCUCAUCACAGGACCAAAUUCAAAUAUCUCCGAUCCCACUCCCACCUUGAGCUAGCUACAGAGGACGUGAAACGGGGGUUGAAAGUUAGCUUCAACAGAAGAGGAGUCCCAAUCCUGCACUCGAGACUUAUCCUGAAAAAGUUGUCGGUGUUUCGGCUACACGUCAACUAGUAAAUACAUCAACGUUCUUUCCAAAACCUCUAAAUUCCUCAAACACAUGUAUUCACUCUAUAACAACAGCAUAGAAUUCAUUACACCAUAUAAGGAUUGUAAAAAAAAGUAGUCUUUAAUUUUCAAACAUCAAAAAAAAAAAACUGAAAACGUUUAGAAAGUGUUUACAGAAGUGAAUUUUAUAAAUAAAUAUUAAGUUUAAAUAGUAAUGAAAUGAAAAAAAUCAUGCUUAUUGUUGAUUUCUAAAAAAUGAUCGAACCUUAGAUUUAACUACACUCAUCGAAUUCUGCACAGUAGUCGCUGCAGACCAAUUCUUCUUCAGAGAUUCGUUCGGGCAGUCGUCGGGAAAAGACGCAUUUUUUCUUCGCUCCUCGUUUGGUUCUUCUAGCUUCGUCAGACAUGUUCGAACGCGUUUUUCUCUGCUGAUCGUUGAGUAUGAUUCUAGCGGUUGACCAUAAAUUCGCGAGUGUGUUUAGGAUUCACUGAAGCAGUUAAAAGUUAAUGAUCUCCGAAUAAAGCAAUUGUUUGUGAUGCGAAGACGCGAAGAUUUCGUUUGGCUUUAUCGGACUGUUUCCAUUUGUGUGUAUGUGUGUGUGUUCUUUUUUUAAUCAUUGCUAGGGCGAAGUAUGUGCCUGUGUGUUCGGUAGUGCAGGUAUCACUAUAGGGUGGAUUGCAGGAAUGAUCAGUUGACAACGAUCCCAGCUAAGUUCUUUAUUACUCUUUGUAUAAUAUUACUUCUUUUUAUAUCCAUACAUUAAUCCUACUUAACUUCUUUAGAGCUUAUAAUCGAAUAGCACCAGUGUCUCUCUGUUUUUCAUCUUUUCUUCAGCUCCAUCAGGAAUCUAAUUAGAAUUAAUGAAUGUGAUUCUCUUAAGGAAGGACUGGCAGCUUUUCCGGAGAGGGAACUAUUUGAGAAUGAGAGUGAGAUAGAAAAUGUGUGUAAAUGUGGUAUCUGCUGGCUCACUUGCCGAACCCUUGGGGAGCACAAUGCAAGAUGGGCAGGAAUAGAAUGUGAGAUAAUGAAAUUUCGGAAUUAGAACUUGAAAUUAAAAAAUUUUAUAAUUUAUUAAAAUAAUUUUUUUUAAUUAAAUUAAUUAAAUUAAAAACAUAGGCUUGAAAUAUAAAAUUUAAAGGAUUGAAAAUUCGAAAUUGAGUAUUUUAGAUUUGGUAUUCGGAAUUCGAUAUUUAAAUUUUCAAUCUGAAGUUUGAGACUACAAAUUUCAGCUUCAGGAAAUAAUAUUUGAAAUCUACAGUUUUCCGCCAUCGUUAUUGGAGUUCUAUAAAUAGUACUCGUGACUUCGGUUACCUUCUCAGGUUUCCCAAAGACAACUCUUCACCGUCGGGAUUGGAGGUCGAUAAAGAAGACGCGUGAUGAAUUUAGAAUUAUUAGUUUUGGAGCUGUUCUCUCGGUUACCUUCUCAGGUUUCCCAAAGAAAACUCUUCGCCGUCACGAUUGGAUUUCAAUAAAAAAUACGUGCAAUAAAUAAUAGAAUAUAUAGUCGGUCCAAUCAAUUUUGCAGGUUUUCCUUCUCAGGAUACCUAGAGAUAAUUUCUGCCGCGCGUUGAGACACAUAGGAUUUUCGAAAUUUCAUUUUCUCGUCCCGUCGAUUGUUCGCUUUCACAUAAUCACAUCACUUACCUCAGUGAAUCCUGAUUCUUACCUCUCCCCACUAACAACUAUCCCUCCCAUGAUAAACGCUAGGGAACCACGCUAUAGAGGCGACCCUUCUGGCCUUCGAGCGGCGAAUAUCAUACUAACAUUCCUUCCCUUCCCUUGGUGACUGUAAGGACGUGGCCGGCGUCGUUAUUGACCACUUAAAGCUCGAAUCACCGAAAAUUGCACAACGAGAAUGAUUUGCUAGUCCCAAGCGUCAUUCUGAGUGUUCUGUGUGCAAUUUGGUUGGUUCAGGUCCAUCACGGAGAGCAACUACGAAUUGUACAGUCUACCCAAGCUCAAGCUGCAGACCAAUUCUUCUUGAACUCUGACAUAUUUUCAGACACUGUACCUUUCUUCUUCAACUUGGCCUUGACAAUUGCCCAGUAACAUUCAAUUGGCCGCAGCUGGGCCAGACAAGCAUUUUUUGGCCUAAUUUUUCCAUCACAACAGUCGUAUCCGCAAAUGGUAUACUCUCCAAUCGAUUUGUAUUGUAGUCCCGGCAGCGUUCUGAAAUCUUUUUUGGCGUAUGUUUUGUCAUCCAUGAGAAUGCACUGAUUGGGAUUGCUCAAAAUCCGCUCAUAUAGCUUUCGACCUAGUGUUUUAGUGCGAUCUUGCCGCUCAGGUUUAAUCCGCUGAAUCAUCCCAACACUAGUUUUGAACUUCUUGGCCAAAUCACGAAUAGAUGCAGAUCUGUUCUUCUGAGUAUAAUUUACAACUUUUCGGUCCAAUUCGGGAUUACUUGGUCCGGAUUUUCGUCCACUUCUGCUGAGAUCCUCGAAAGAACACUCAUUAUGGAACUUCACGACGAUUCGUUUAACACUUUUUGGACAAACUUUGAUUUUUUGGACGUGGGACUACGUCUAACCGGAGUAUAUGGGGGGUAAAAUGAAAAUGCAGAAAAAAAUGAAAGAUUCCGAAUGCUUAUAACUCGAACAUUUCUUACUGGAUCGGAAAGAUGUUUGCAUCAAUUGAUAGGGAAAAUUUCUACGCAUCUUAUCGAAAUUAAUAAAAUGUUAUUUUUCAUCAGAUAAACAAUUGAAUUACUGUAAAAUGUUAAGCAUUAUCUAAAUGCCAUAACUGCCUCGUUUUGAUUGGCCAGAUUUACGAUUUCCUCAACACAACCAUCAAAGCCAAGCAACCUUGGGAAAAACGGUAUUGCAAAUACAUGAAAGUAUGAUGACUUUUGUUCUCACCGAAAAGUGUUCCCUAACACAAACUUCAAAACCAAGUAGAGAUGGAGAAAUCGGCAUUGAAAAUACAUGAAAAUCCGGUGUAUUUUUGUCCCGACUGAAAUGUGUUUCCCUAGCACAGACUUCAAAUCCAUGGAGCGUGGGGAAAUUGGUGUUGCAAAUUCAUGCAAGUCGGGGGCAUUUUUGUUCAGACUGAAAAGUGUUUCCCUAACACAGACUUCAAAACCAAGGUGUCUGGGGAAAUCGGCUUUGCAAAUAAAUGCAAACUGCGAGUACUUUUGCAUUUGCUUGCCUAGGAACCUGGUGAAAUCGUGCAGAAACUAGAGGCGAAUGAACUUUCAAGUUUAAAGCCUCUAUAGUAUAAAAAGUAGAAGUUGAAGUUGUUGAUUCAUGCAAGCCCUGCACUCGAUUUUUUGCACUCCGAAAAGUGUUUUCCUAAAACACGGAUUAUAAAAGCGGGUACGAACACAACGCUUUGGCUCGGUUAUUCAAGAUUGCAUUGAAGAAUAUGUCUUCAUCUCCUCUGUUCACUGAAUUUUCACAUAUAUCAUUUGAUGAUUAGGCAAAAUGUUGAUAACCAUUUGCUUCAAUAACGACUAUUGAUUAAACAAUAUGCGUUCGACGUACAUUUUAAAAUCGAAACUGAGUGCUGAGAUUCAAGCUAAUUUGCGGUUCGAGAAGUACGAACAUUUGAGAGAAGCAAAAUUUAGAGGGAAAUGUAAAAUAAAAUAAUCGUUUAAUAAUUCUUCCGUUCACAUAUUUUGUCCUAGGCAUCAUACCAAACGUUGAAGAACUGUCAUUUAAUAUUUACUUGUAACGAAGAACAUAAUCUGAAUUGACCUUACAUGGCAUUUAUUUAAUCUUUUUACUCACAAAGCAAAUAUAUAGAAUUCAAUUAAAUCCAAUUGUUUCAUUCAAUCAAAAAUUCAAUCAAUACAAACAAAUGAUUGCUAAGGUAGUCCCGCGUCAACCUUGCGGUUAUAUCAUAUAUAAGUUAUGUAGCUUCCGUUAGGGAAAGCAUAAAAAAUAAAUUUAUUCACGAUUUCACUUAUCGCUAUAACAUCAUACUUAGAACUAACUUAUAUUUUAGCAUCGAACCCAUUAUAAAGACUACAGACUGCUGAGUCUGCGUUCAUCCCGGUGGAUUGGUACUUAUGCAAGGUGAUACCUUGUUUCCCUUUCUGGCGAAUUCUCGCGCGCAUCAUCGUUAAUCUGGCGCGCCAGGCUCGGUUGCAUGUUGUUACUAUGGGCUCAAAUGAAUGUGUGGGAGGGACUUUUCAUAACGUCUCCCCCCUAAGAGUCAAGCGUCCUCAGUUGAUUUUCUGGAUCCCUUGGUAAGGACAAAUCUGGGUGCCGGAAGGAAGGAUUGCGUUAGGCAGGUUGGCUCGUCCUCCAGGAUAUCGGUUACUGUUCCUUUCUGAUAGUUUUCCGGGGAGCUGAUGUCGAACUUCUUGUUGGUAAUCUGUGAGGUGACGAUGUCCUCUUUUUUAUCCUGUUGGGGUUGACUUCUAGUUUGGGAUUUGUAUCUGCGAAUGCAUAAGAUGAUUACUAUUGAUAGGAUGGUAGAGGUUAUCGCUAGUCCUCCGAGCGUUUGAGAGCUGAUCAUGUGAAGCUUAAGUCUCUGAAUUUCCUCCAAAUUUUCGAUAUUCAUCUGGUGUAUUUCUUCGAUGUUUGGUUUUUGCUUAAUGGUUUCUAUCUCUUUUCCAAAUAUGGGUGUGAGAUAUUCAGAUUUAUUUAUAGAUUUAGAGUUGCUUCUGAAGGUUACAUUCUGCACUGUAACUGUGCAGUUACCUGUUUCAAUAAUAGUUGGAGCGGAAAUGAUUUGUGAUUCUCCACAUGAGUCUAAAAUGUAGACUGCUUUAUUUGUGUCGAUGAGAAUUGUUCCGACACUGAUUUCCUUGAUUAUUGGACGUUCUGGUUGUUUAUGCAUCGGACACUUGGCUUUUUGAUUUGUCAGGAUAUUGGAGAUGCUACCGUCGUUCACUGGCAAGUUAUUGUCGCAAAUGAAACACUUCUCACUCUGCUCGUAUAAUGACUGCUGAUACUUGGCCACAUAGCGGAUGCUCGUGUCGAUUCUGGUUCCAUUCACGUUGACAGGUUCUAACUGCAUCAAUGAGUAAUCGUUCGGUUCAAUGAUGGGGAGUUUGACAAUAAUGAUUAUGUGAUUAUUUUGUAGCGAUACAACUGAUCUUACGAAUUUAUAAAUUUCAUCUUCAAAUUUAAUGACAAUAUGUUGGCUUUCUAAAAAUUUCAAAAUAUAAUCUUUUUCAGUCAUACUGAGAAUGUUUUUGUUCAAGCUAUUAGAUUUUGAAAAGGCAAUCUGUUCUUCGAGGUCUUCUAAGGUUUUUAUCAGGAUAUCAGUAUUCAAAAUAAGAUUUAUGAGUUCCAAGUCUUUUCUAAUUAUCGUGUCUUGAGAUUGUACAUGUUCCUUAAUUGAUCUUAUGGUUUUUGAGACUUUAUUAAUAGUAGCUUGAAGUACAUUGUUGAUUUUUACUUGUUUUAUUUGAUUAUCUAUGAUUUUGUUGCUAUUAGUUUCAAGCAUCUCUAAAUUUUGAUUGAUUAAGUCGAGGUCUUCCUGGUCGGGGUUGCCUGCUAUAAAUUUUAUCACGUUUCCUAAAGCAUUAAUAAGUCCUCUUUUUGCACGUUUUGGGUAAAAUCCUGUCAACUUUUCAUAAGCCUUUUUAAUUUUAAACUGGAUUGUUUGUUGUAAGUGAUCCGUUACAUUAAGGUUAUUUGCUAAUUUUUCGAUAUAGUUUAUAUUUUGUCCUAUUUCAUCUAGGUUAAUUUUAUGUAUUAUACGGUCGUAUCCUAAUUUUAUCUUAACCGAUUUUAAGGUCAAAAGUCCGUUAUUUGUCGAUACGUCGUGGUAAAAUGUCGCUGAAGUCAGUGGAAUGAUCCUGAAACAGGCCGAAAAGAAAAAGAAAAAAAAUCAUUUUUUGAUCCUAUUUUUAUGAAUUUUUACUCCGUAAGUAUCUUUAAAUGUCAAUUCGUUAUCGUCCACGACUUUUGAAACCUUGAAUGGGUCUUUGUCCUUUGUUAUUCUCUGAUUAACUUUUACGUAUACAUUUUCUCCUGGUUCUAAAGUUUUUGGCAAGGUUUUUACCUUGUUUUCAUUUUCUAUCUGCUUUCUGCGUUUUUCCAUUAGGACCUUAAUGGCAGACUGAAUUUUACUGUAAUUUUGAAAAAUUUCUUCCGCUCUUGUUUCAUUGUGGUGGUUAAAGACUACUUGCUUUGGCUUAAAGCCGGUCGCUGAGUGAAUUGUGUUAUUAUAAAUAUCCACAAGAAUGUUAAUUUUGUCGAAGAAUUCCAUGUCUUUGUAUUUCGAAUUUAAAGUUCUAUAUAGUUCAAUGAGUGUAGAGUGGAAUCGUUCCACUAUUCCGUUUGAGUUACUUGAACUCGCAAAAUGAAUUUCAAUAUCCAAAUGCUGCAUGAAUCCAAUGAAGGCGAGCGAUGUCAAGCUUGGUUCUUGAUCGCAAGUUAUCGAUUUUGGUUUGCCGAAAAUUCUGAUGUGCUCUGUGAUUGCCCUUUUAAGGUCUACGAUAGUCCUUGUUUCAAGAGCGAUCACGUUUGCAAAUUUGGAAAAAGCGUCUACUAUAGUUAGCAUUUUUCUUCCACUCAUAAAAAAUAUAUCCAUAUGAAUCUUUUCAAAUGUAUUUUCUGCGGGGUUAGUUUUUUGAACCAAUUUCGGAGGUUUUCUGUCGUACUUACAUUUUUUGCAAGUAGUACAGUUAUUUAUAUAAACUUUCAAUUUUUUAUCAAUUUCGGGGAAGAAAAAUUCUAACAGGAUUUGAGCUUUAUUCUCUUUGAUCCCUCUAUGGGCAUAGUCGUGAGUUUUGCGCACGAUUUCGUCCUGUUCCUCUGGUAGCCUUAUGUCCUGGAGUAAUACCUGUGAAAUAAGGAGCUUGAAGAUUUUGUUAUGAGAAAAAUGUUUGCGAUAUGUUUCCUGAAUUAAUUGUGUUAGCAUUAAAGGGCAAUAGAUGCAAUUUAUACCGUUUGGAUUAAGUUUUUCUUUAAAAAUAGUUACUAUGUCUUGUUCUGUGUAGUUUGGUUUUGAGAUUAUAAAUCUGUGGUAUUUUGUGAAGAUUUGUUCAUGAGCUUCUAUGUCUGUAGGAGAAAUUUUAAAUAUGAUCUGGUUUUUGAAUGAAUUUGUUGGUCUUUCUGUUGUCCAAAUAUAAUGAUCGUCGCUGGUGUCUGCUGAAUGUACUGUCAUGCCGUCGGUGUCGGGUUCGUCUUGAUUUUCCUGUAUGUCAUUGGAGUUUAUUUCUGCUGGUUUUGUUCUAGACAGGGCGUCGGCUACGACGUUUUCUCUGCCAGGUUUAUAAAUUAUUUCAAAGUCAAAUUCAGUUAAAACUAGUUUCCAUCUAAUAAUUUUGUGGUUUGCACUUGUCAUCGAAUAUAUUAAUGGUUGAUGAUCUGUGACAAGCUUAAAUCUUCUUCCAUACAAGUAUGGUCUGAAUUGUUUAACAGCCCAUAUAAUAGCUAAUAAUUCUUUUUCCGCUGGGCAAUAAUUUUCUUCCGAUUUGUUUAAAGUUCUUGAUGCGUAGGCAAUCGGGUGAACUUUCCCUAUUUGUCCCUGUGAUAAUACAGCUCCCACUGCAAAGUCACUAGCAUCUGUGGUAAGGAUGAAUUCUUUUGUAAAAUCUGGGUACGCAAGUAUUGGAUCCAUGGUCAGAAGUGUUUUGCAUUUUUCAAAACAUUGAAUUUUAUCUGGAGUAAAUUCAAAGCAAGUAUCAUUUCGCAAGAGUUGCGUUAAAGGUUUGACCAUUUUGGCAAAGUCUUUUAUGAAACGGCGAUAGUAACCUAUUGUUCCGAGAAAUUGUUUAAGUUCCUUCUCGUUUUUUGGUUUAGGCCAAUUUUGAAUAACCUCUAUUUUGUCGCUGUUUGGCUUUACGCCAUCUUUGGUCACGGUAUGUCCAAGGAAUUGAACUUCCCGUCUGAAAAAAUAGCAUUUAUCUAGUUGUAUCUUCAAACAAGCUUCCUUCAGCUUGCGAAGAAUUUUACAUAUGUCUUUGACGUGCUCUUCAAACGAACUCGAAAAAAUGAUGAUGUCGUCCAUAUAAACAAGACAACAAACACCAAUGUGAUCUCUAAGAACGGCAUCCAUAACCCUCUGAAAGGUCGCAGGGGCGUUCUUGAGUCCAAAAGGCAUCCUUGUGAAUUCGUAUUUACCCGAGCUCACGGAGAACGCUGUUUUUUCGACGUCUUUUGCGUCUAGCUGAAUCUGGUGAAAUCCAGAAACUAGAUCUAGUGUCGAGAAGUAUGUCGCUCUUCCUAAUUUAUCCAAAAUUUCUGUUAUAUCCGGUAUAGGAUAUUUAUCAGAGAUGGUUUUCUCGUUAAGUUUUCUGUAAUCUAUAACGAGUCGAAACUUUUUCACACCUGAUGGAUCGGCUUUCUUAGGCACUAUCCAUACAGGUGAUGUGUAGGGCGAUAUGGAUUCUUGAAUAAUCCCGUCCUUCAACAUUUUUCUUAUUUGAGUUUGUACCUCUGUUUCAAAUAUUUGUGGAUAACGGUAUGACUUGGAAUGAAUCGGUAUAUUGUCCACAGUUCUAAUUCGGUGUUUGAUUUGAUGUGUAAAGGUUAAUUUCUGGUCAUCGGAAUAUAGAAUUUCAGAAUAUUCGCCGAUAAUGUCAUCCAAAGCUUUUCUUUCUUGUUGAUUCAACGAAUCGUCUAAGAUGCUGAAUUUAUUUCUAGGGCUUUCUAUGGGUUUCUCGGCUGUGACAAAUUCAUCGUUAUCAGAUUCAAAUUCAUUCAUGUUUAUUUCGAUUUGCGAUUCCUCAUGAUUUUUUACUGCAACAAAAGCGGUAUUAUUACUACUGUGGUAGAUCCCUGGUAGAAUUGAAAAAUUUCCCAUAUUUCUUUCGCUGCUUAUGAUGAAAUCUCCGUCAUUGGUGGUUCUGAUUUUGAUAAAUUGUCCUUUUUUUUCAGGUAAAUUUAUUAUUUGUUUUUCGGGAAAUCUUUUUUUCAUUUGAAAAGUUUUCUUUCCUAUUCUCAAGAUAUUUUUGCUUACAUCGAUUUUGGCAUUUAGAUCUCUCAACGACUCGUAACCGAUGAGACCGUCAAAAUAGCUAUGAAAUUUAAAAAUGAAAAAUUUUAAUUUUUUGUUAAUUCGAAACGGAUCGAAGGAUGCUGAUUUGUCGAUUGUGUGUGUUCCUUUUAUGUUGGUUACCUUAGAUAAGGGCUCUGAUUUACAGUUUUCAACGUUUACGUGGGCUGGCGAAAUGUAAUUUUUGUUCGCUCCUGUGUCGAUCAAAAAUUUCAUCUCUCCCUUUGAAGUUUGGAUUGUAAUAUAUGGCACGAAGUUGUUGUCGUUUUUCAUACUUUUCUUUGUGCUUGUUCUACCACGUGAAAAUUUAGCUCCUCGUCGACAAAAUAAUCGUCGUCCUCCGAGUUUAAGAUUGACUCUUCGAGCUGUUGGGAGGUGUCGUGUUCAUCCUCACAAUUUUUGCCGUCGUCCCUUUUUUGUCUUUGCCCAGUUUCGUGGUUGUUAACCUCCGUCCGAGAUUUUGCUGUUCUCAUGGAAACAUCGUCGUCUGGUAGCGGCUCUCUAUUCUUAAAUCUACCGGACCCAUUUGACUUUGCAAUUGGAUAGGAUGGUUUCGUAUUCGAAGAUCCACCGUUGUUGAAAUUGUUUGGUUUUUGAUUGAACGGGUUGAGGUUCAAGUUGGAAUUUUUGUUGGUGCUAUCGGAUGGUCUAAAGUUGUUUGCUUUGGUCGUCUUUUGAUCUAUUGUUUGUUUGUUGAGUCUUUGUCUAUAUGCUGCAUUAGAAUAUUGCAUAGUUAUGGAGUAAGCGUCCUCAAGGGAUUGCGGUCUAUAACUCCUAACGUGCAUUGAUAGCUCGUCAUUUAGCCCGUCGAUGAAUCUUGCUAAAGCCAUAAGACUUAUUAAACUAUUUACAGCUUUAGUGGAUGAUUUGUAGUCGUCCAUCAAAGCUGCUGUCGCCUUAAUUGACGUAUCAAUUUUCUUAACUUGGUUGUAAAACUCAGUUAGAGUCUUCUUUCCCUGGUUAACAUAGAAAAGGGAUUGAAUAUGAGUUGUAAGAUCUCUUCUGUCCCCAUAAGAAUUUAGGAUUAUUUCUUUGAUUUGUUCCCACUGAUUUGGGUUGCCAGUGCGAGUGUAUUCUCCGCAUCUUCUAACCAAGCAUGUGUUUCUUUUUUGUUACCCGCAAAAGUGGCCAGAUUUUUAAUCGGGUCUGGUGUUCGGAACUGUAAGAAGGGAUCUUCUGAUUUCGAUCGCAAUCUAUGGAGUUCGUCAAUCAAAGCGUUUUGAUUGCUCGUUAGUGUUUUUAUAUGACCCAACAAACUUUCAACUGUGACUUGUUGUGGGUUCUCCUGAGGUUCUUGUUCAAUAAUUAUUCUCCCGUCCAGCUCUGGUGCUGGCAUAAGGUCGGGUGAAAUCAUAAAUUCGCGUUGAUCCAUUUUACCAAUGAUAAUCUUGCUUAUAAUUUGCACACACAAGAAUGCACUGCUAUGAUAUUCGCGCACACUGCACUGCACCUCGCGGUUUGUGGCUGUUAGUUUCGCUCGCUUUUAAAAUUGCUGAACGUUGUAUUUUGUGCCGCUUGCCUCCGUGCUUUACUUUUGCUUGCGGGGCAGCUGAUUUUUGUUGCGAGAGUUAUGUUACUUUUUUUUUUAGCGAUACAUUUUAACACUCACUUAGGAAGAAAUAGAAAAAAUUACUUACAAGAGGAUGAUGAUGAUCAUCUCCUGGAGUUUCUAAGUUGAUGAUUAGGUUCGAUGGUAGUUCCUCGCUUCUGGGCUACGCUAAUCAGUGAUAUUCCCUCACCGGUGGUUUCCCGCUAAUCCAGAUGUUUCAAAUAAACGUUGCUCGGUCGUGCACUUUACUGCACUUUACUUCCACUUCACUAUGAGACUGCGCCAGUUAUGUAGCUUCCGUUAGGGAAAGCAUAAAAAAUAAAUUUAUUCACGAUUUCACUUAUCGCUAUAACAUCAUACUUAGAACUAACUUAUAUUUUAGCAUCGAACCCAUUAUAAAGACUACAGACUGCUGAGUCUGCGUUCAUCCCGGUGGCUUGGUACUUAUGCAAGGUGAUACCUUGUUUUCCUUUCUGGCGAAUUCUCGCGCGCAUCAUCGUUAAUCUGGCGCGCCAGGCUCGGUUGCAUGUUGUUACUAUGGGCUCAAAUGAAUGUGUGGGAGGGACUUUUCAUAACGUAUAUAUAUAACCCACUCAUUUUUUUUGCUAUUUUGUGGUAUGUAACAUCCUGUUCGAUGCACCAAUUGUGCAGUUUUUUUUAGUUUCCAAAUCAAGCCGCGACAUUUCGAAAACAACUUUAUGACCGCGACUGGAUGACUUCUUUUUCGAUUUUUGACAUUUGAACAAAGCGUGCUCUAAUUGCACGACAAAAAAAAAGGUCCCCCGUUUGUGUGUAAUAACGUGUUAAAUGUUUAAGACUGCUUUUCGAUACACUUCUUAUUCCUUCUCUGCCCUUCGCGUUCAUUCAAUGCGCAAAACAAUUUUUAUCACCUCUCGAGUGGCCCACACAGCGCUCACGAAAAAGGUUAAAGUGGGAAACAUCUAGCUAAUUGGCGGCAAUAAUUAUUUACUUCUAAUCCUUCGUCUAAUGCACUAUCUCUGGCGCACUUAUCCUGGGAGCUAUAUAGAACAAUUGAAGAAAAGGAAACGAAACAUGUGGUUUCCUCCUGCUGGCAUUUUUUUUGGUUUUAAAAUGCGCGUUGCGCUACAAAUUUGAUGUUUGAUUAUUUUAUUUUAUUUUUAGCCCUGCUAUCUAAGCUUGGUUAGUAACACCGAUUGAGCUAAUAUUUUGCGUUAGGUAUUUUAUCGUGUAAAUCAACAUUUCACACGAUGUUCUAUAUGAAAAAUCGAGAUGACCAUUUUUAUUGGCACCCUAAAGCAUAUGUUGAGGUAACGGCUCAAGAGUGCCAAGAUAUGGCUAGGCGGAUUGGCAGUGACUCACCACUUCUACGACAACUUGGUCAUCGACGGACCAAACUUGCACAAAAUCGUUACUUUCGAGGAUUGAAGAUAAAAAGCGUCUGAAUAGAUUGGAUGAUCGAUAACACUGGUUUAUACACGACACAUGCCUAGAUUUUGUCGGUCUAACCAGGAGUUGGAUUCUGCAGUUAGGAUCUAAAGGAUUAAGUGAUCCUCAACACCAUAGAUUUUUUUUUUUAUCUAAAAUAUAUAUUUCUAUUUAGGCUCAUAUGGCGUCAGCCUGACGGGGCCGGGAGUUCAAUAUUUUGACAAUGUUUGCUUACAACUAUAUCAGUAAUAUGUAACCGAUUAUUCGCGGUUGGCUCGAGAUUAGUAUUACAAGUGUUCUCAUAAUUGGGAUGUUGCAGUCUUCAAUGCUCUGUACGUGUGACCGACACGGGAUACUUCCUAUUGGGAUGCAGCUGACCAUUAAUCAGCAACGCCCCCUAGUCUGUACCUCAUAUCUAGCGUAGUGCGUCUUUCUCGACUCGAGGAAUCCAGGAUAGAAUGGUCACUAACCGGCGCAAUCAUCAGCUCGUGUAGAGUUGUCAUGAGCGGUACAAUCCUCAGCUCUUGGUGAAUGAUCAGUGGGCUGCACAACCUUCGGCCCGUGUAUCUGUAAAGAGUAUGUGUAUGUAUUGCCGCGACUAAGUAAAAGUUUAUCGAUCGGAUAGGAGGGAUAUGAUACAGGGAUACAACGGAGGAAAUAUCAUUAAACGUUGACAUCGGCGUUUCUGAAGAACAGGUAAUAGCCAUACGUUUUGUCUGGAAUUCCGAAAAAACGAAGUCCCUGAGAGUCAAUUUUUGACAAAAAAAAAGUUCCCGAGAUGACAGUGAAUCUUUUCGAAAACACCAUUAUCAUUUUUUUUCAUGUCCAAAAUAUCGUGCAAAAUGUAUCCCACUCGUUCCAUUAAAAUGCCUAUGGCUUCAGCGUCCUCGAGUAACUUUACUUCACGAUCGUUCAAAACGAGUCGAUGUACUUGUUUUACGAUUUCCGGAUUCGUAGCCUCUUUUGGCCUUCCAGAGCGAGGUGCAUCUGCGGUGCUUGUGCGGCCCAUUUUAAAUUCAUUGAACCACCGAUAAACUGUUGUUCUCGAAGGAGCAGAAGUGGAACAACUUUUCGUCAACCACUGCAUUAAUUGUUUAGGAAACAAUGUUUGAUUAAAAUACGAUAUUGUUUGUUUUCCAUUUUCUAUAGGAAUGCUCAGGUAGUUACACUCAAACAACUGUAGUUUGUGAACAAAUAAACGAAACUUCACACAUAAACUAGUGACAGAUGAAAUGAAUCUUGUUCAUUUAUAGUGGCGCCAUCUGUUGAAAAAUCCUGGGACUUUUCAGCCCAUGUAGAACCUCUAAGAUGUUGAUAGCGUUGCGUAACUAAUGACUGAGACAGUUGUAUAUAAUCUCUAUCUUUCGAGACAACUAUGCCUAUAUCAGCUUUCAAAUGCAGGGUCCGAUAAAAAAAGGAAACACUAUGAAUAAUGGACAGCGACCGUUAUACACUUUGGACGAAUUCGAACGAUAUAUAUAAAUCGACCAAACAUAGUUCUAUUCAAUGGAACUGGUGUAGCGUUGAACGACUCGAUCAACUACAACGACCCGACUAACCCAACAGUUAAUUAAAUGAUGAUUAAAACACUCAAAUCCAAAAAGUCGCCUGGUCUGGAUCAAAUUCGGAACUAUUUGCUGGAGAGAUUAUCUUGGAAAAGAUUAACAUUUCCGCGUGUAGACUGGAUAGUUUAGACCAGACUGGAUAUUUUCCUUUAAGUUGUAAGCAGGUCGUUGCUGUUCUGAAACCAAACAUUUAUCAGUCAGGAGGUCUUCGUAGCCUAAUUGGUUACGUGUCCGCUACUAAGCGAACAAUCAUGAGCUUAGAACUCAGGGCCCUCAACUGACCAUCUUUGUGUGUUAUUCUAGCUACUACGUCCACGCAACAAUCAUCAUAUGACGAUAAUCCCGUCUUUUACCGUUCACAUUACGGACUCCUGCAUCGGUAAUUGGAACUAUUAAUAACACAACAAUGGAAACCUCAUAACAACAGAUCCGCUGUGUUCAAUUGUAAACAUUUGAACAAUAGGAACAUUCUUACGCCGAAAAAGGAAACAUGUGUUGUGUAUCGAUAGGAUUGGAAAACUCUUACGCCUAAAUGGCUACUGUCUUACAGAUAAAAAUGUGUAUCGAUAAGUUAUGAAUACUCUUACGCCUAAAAAUGGAUAAUGUAUAAUAUACAACAUGAGAAAAAUGUACACGAUAAAUUUGGCUCUGUUACAGCUGAAUUGCUAAAUGAGCCUAAUAGAAAUAAAUAGAUGGGAUAAAAAAAAAAGUAUCAGCCAGAUUCAAAUUAUUUUAUGUCGCGUCGAACAACAUUUGAAUUAUCCCUGAGGAACAGUUUGACUUUAAAAAAGAACACUCUACAAAUCACCAGUAGGUCAGACUUUUGAGAGAGGUUCGAACUAGCUUCAUUGGCAAAAGAACUUCGGACAGGUCUGUUUGGCAGGAGACAACUCUCUUCAAAAAUGCUUCAAGGAAACUUUCCUUUGUUUGCUAACUAACUCGAUUCACGUUGAAGUAAACGGACAGAUAGAUCGGUCUUGUGAGAUUAACAAGGAACCCAAGAUAUUCUCUUCACAUGAAAAAGGAGCCCACAAAACCUUCAACGCAGUCAGAUCACUGUGUGUGGGCAGCAAGUUCCAUGGUCGAAUGAUGUGAAGUGUAAAGGUCUGAAUGAGAGCCCGCUAUCUACCCAUCAAACAACCAUCACGUCUCGACAGAAACUACAAAAUGGUGUUCAUGCCAUCUAUCACUUAUGGAAUUUCUUGCUUGAUAUAGCUGUGUUACUUCACCCAGGAAAAGGUUUCAGGUGAAGCUAAAUCGGCCACAGAAAAUUGUGCUCAUUGAGGACCCAUCCCAUCGAGCUGAUGGAAUCGACGAGUGGUUUUGGCUAGCAUUCCUAAUGCUUUGGAACGGAUAUGUCGCUUCUGCAAACUCAUAGUUGCGAAACACUGUUGAGGAUGAUAAAUUUUACUUCUUCUUCUAUCCCGUAAAUUGUUUACCAAUUAUUCAAGGUUGAGACAGUUUCUUUUUGCAUCGAUAAAUUGUAAACGCAGUUGCUAGAAGUUAUUUCGUAUAUCAGCUAAUGUUCUCUGGUUUCUUUGAUGUACAGUCAAAGCUCUCUAUAGCGGCAAUCUUUAUAGCGACAAAUCUCUCUAUAACGACAUGUUCAAAGGUCCCUUCAAAAUCGCAUAGAAAUUCUUUUCUUUAUUGCGACAUUUCUCUAUAAUGACCAGGGGUUAGACAUCAAUUGAAUAUAGGCUACCCAAAAUCAAAAUCAAUAUGGCGUCAUUUGUUUACUAACAUAUCAUUUACGAGGAUUGAAAUCAUUGAAAUCACGGAGAUAGUAUGGUUUAUUUUUAACUGCAUGAGCGAUUUUCAUAUUUCGGUUUCACAUGGUGUUCAAAUUUAACAUGGAAUUUAAAGUUAGCCACUAUUCGACUAUAUAACCGGACCGAGUUGUAAACAAUAGUAAUUGAUAGGACCAAAAUGUCAGUAAACCGCAGCAAUAUUGGGUACACUGGCAAUACGAGGGAUCUGACGUUUUAGUCAUACCCCUGAUAAUGAAUGACCUUCUCUAUAACGACAACAUAAUUUUCUCUAUUGCGUCAAUUUGUGAACAUCGGUUCACGCCCAAGUGAUUUAAAUUUUCGAAUACUUACAAAAACAGAAAUUCAAGCCAUAAAAGAUAGGGAAAGCUUAUUGAAACAAAUUAAUCGAAGAAUUGUUGUACAAUAAUCUCGUCCUAGAGCAAAAGAAUAAAUUGCAUUUUGCAAUAAAUAAAAAUGAAUGUAUUGUUUACGCAAUUGUUAUGUGGAUAAAGCUUUUAAUAACAAAUUCAGGCACUUCACUUCGAAAACAUUCACUGCCCAAAAUGAUUUCAAAUACACGAAAAUUUAUAACGCUAAAAAUAAAUUGGACAUAAUUCAAAAGUUCGAAAAGGGUACUAAAAAGACAACAUUGUCUAGUGAAUUCAAUGUACCGCACAAUGCGGUUUCAUUCAUCAUCAAAAAUAUGGACUAGAGUCGUGAAAAGGGUAAGAAUAAUGGCCUCAAUGAUGUUCAAUUGGUAUAUUUUGUCUGACGAUGAGAUAAAAAGAAUCAAUCAUUCAAUCGGGGGUCUAUUGGAUGUAUUGAAUGAAUUCAAAAAACAUUCAAAAAAAACAGGGCAACAAUUUCAACAAUGAAACUAUAAGCCCACCCUCUCAAAACCAGCAAAUAGGUUCCUUUCAUAUUAUCUAUGCAAACAUAUUAUCUAUUUACAAGAAAAAAACAAUUAACAAAUCCCUUUUUUUUAUCGGAAUGAGCUGAUUUUCAUAUUCAUUGUUUUUUUUGUGUUCCAAGAUGGUUAGACAUCAAUUACUUUUGUUUCUAAUAUAAUUUAAUUGUUUUGCGUCAUGCGAAACUAAAUUACAGACCAAAUUCCAGAACAUUUAUUUUUUUGGUGAGCCAACGAUAGCCUAGCUUGAUGCUUCCCCACACAAUUGUGUAGCUCAGAACCUUAAUGUAAUAGCGUCAGUUUGAUACAAUGAUUGCAAUGCCAAAGACAUCGGCGAAUGAAUAACUUGAUCGCGUCCACAGCUCAACCCGAAACGAAGGCCUGUGAUGACGCAAAACAAGGAAUAUCAAGCGAUGUUCAUUGCUUUGAAAACAGAACGAGACUGAAAGUUUGCCUCAGCGAGAUCCACUGUUUGUACUCUAGGCAAAUAUUCCCCUUCGUUUUUCUUCCUUCCCUUUGUUCAAGGAGACUUUGAAUCUUACGAUUUCCCCUUCGUUGCUCGUUAUACACAGCUCUGUUCGAGAAAGCUCACAAAUCAGCAGAAAAAAUGUAUGGGAAAAUGAAAACGCUUAUAGUUUUCAUGAAUUUUAAGCAUUUAUACACCAGGGGAUUGUGAGGUAAAGAAUAUCAAACAAAUCUUAGGAAAUUUCCGAUUCGUUUGGUAUGUAAAUCGUCAGAAUCCGUUACCUUUAUUUCCUAAAAACGUGACCUGUUUUCUGAUUUGGCACCCUUAAUGAAAAACGUAGUCCUACGUCAAAAAUAUCCCCGACUUGCAUGUUUUGACAAAGCGGAUUCCCACAUGUACAUCGAUUUUCAAGUCUGUGUUGGGGAAACCGUUAAUCAGGCCAAUCUAAACAUGGCAGUUAGGUCUUUUAGAUAACGCUUGACAUUUUACAGUUAUUCAAUUUCACGAGAUAAAUAACAUUUUUUUAAUUGAAAAUUGGAAUAUUUCCUAUCAAUUGAUGCAAACGUCUUUCUGAUCUGUUAAGAAAUGUUCGAGUUAUAAGCAUUCUAAAUACGGGUGGGGUUAGCACACAAAUCGGCAGAACAAAUGUAUGGGAAAAAAGGAAGUUCUUCCAGUUUUCAUGAAUUUAAACCGUUUAGAGAUUAGUGAAUUGUAAUGUAUAGCAUAUCAAACAAAUCUUAGAGAAUUUCCAAUUCGAUUGGUACGCAAAUCACGAGAAUUCAUUCACAGUGAAAAUAGUUAUUAACGUUAACUUUAUUUCAUAAAAACGUGACCUGUUUUCUGAUUUGGAACUCUUCCUGAAAGACGUAGUUCUACGUCAAAAAGGAAUGAAAGGAAUUGGUUAGACUGCUCUAUGUUGUUCCCCUUUUCGAUACUUGUCGUUAUCAAGAAGAGAAAUUCUUAAGCGUAAUACAUCACAUCAAAGUGCCACGAAAUGCACUUGCAUACAUUCAAUCAUAAGAUCGUCUGAUCACGACCACAAUGCAUCCAGAGGGAUCUCCGGAGCCACAAUGGUUGAGCAUUCGCUUAUUGAGCGUAUGAGCAUGGGUUCAGCCCCACAAUCCUCCAUUGAUUGAUCUUCUAACAGGCCUUUUUUAAAGCUAGAGGCGAGUGAAUUUUGUAGUUGGAAGCCUUAAUAACAGAAAAAAAAACUAUCAAUCAACACAUGAAGACAUUUAUUUCAAAAACAUGAUGUGUCAAAUUCUGUCAAACAGAAGUUAUAACGACGGAAAUCAAUUACGAAGUGUCAUUUCUGGGAAAACUGUUUGCUGUUUGUUAGCAGGUAAUUUUUUGACCAAGUUUUGUCAAUAUUUGCUCCGACGUAAGUUUACAGGGCACUGACAAAGUAAAAAAGACGGUGUGAUUUAGAACGCCAAUGAAACAACAACAACAACAAAAAUCUAACAUUUAUCGACCAAUCUGUACAGGGAUCACUUUUUUGUGAGCAUAUUAUAUCAUUAAUUAUAUCAUUCAGAAUAUCGUUGUAGGACAAAAAUUGUGUGAUAUUGAAAUUAUUCCGUGUUUUUGGAGGUGAAGCAAAAACUCCCACUAUUAAAAUCCGUUGCAAAGAGAUUGCAACUAGCUGUGAAUUAAGAUAUAUAUAUAUUUUGUACAAACAUGUAUGUAUUUAUCGUUAGGAACUAUACCUAGAAAAAUCAGGCCAUGCGUUAGUUUAGUUAGAAUAACACCACCAAGUUUCACCCAUAUCGAUACACCCAAUCAGUAGGGAUAGACAGCAAAGUCAGCAUAAACAAAACACUCAUCUAAAUAAUUAGAAGGAAACACGAAUUGCAAAGAUUUCUAGUGAUUUUUGAAAGGCUGUAACUUCGUGAACAAUGACCGUAUACAAAUGAAACACACAGCAUUUUGUAGCUUCAGAUUCUUUAGUUUUAUUUAGAUUUAGAGCAGUAACUGUUUUUAAGCAACAAAAAUAACGACAGUAGAGGAACAUUGCGAGGCCAGGGACUCUUCCAGGGGUACAGCAAAUAUUUUUCGGCUCAGACUAAAAAUAGGACCACUUAGCCUGAUUUCAAUGCCACCAUUUGCUGCUGCGAUAUUCGAAGUUGCAUGGAUAAAAAUGUCGUCAAUUUUCAUUAUUUAUAUCAGCAGCAAAUGUCGUGCUGAAUUUAAAAAAGUCAUGUGAAUUACUGGGAUAAAUUACUAUUUUAUAUGCGUGAGAAGUGGAAACAAAAAAGUAGAAAUAAAUAGUAUGUUGUACUGUAGUCC
Toxorhynchites rutilus septentrionalis is the source of this 25319-nucleotide messenger RNA. It is a transcript of the gene Clk, whose product is annotated as circadian locomoter output cycles protein kaput. Lineage: Eukaryota; Metazoa; Arthropoda; Insecta; Diptera; Culicidae. The record is from RefSeq and is a predicted model, not a curated record. The transcript is spliced from 9 exons. Gene Ontology annotation, biological process: circadian regulation of gene expression; regulation of transcription by RNA polymerase II. Gene Ontology annotation, cellular component: cytoplasm; CLOCK-BMAL transcription complex; nucleus. Gene Ontology annotation, molecular function: DNA-binding transcription factor activity, RNA polymerase II-specific; protein dimerization activity; RNA polymerase II cis-regulatory region sequence-specific DNA binding. The coding region runs from base 1582 to 4290 and encodes 902 amino acids.